CGUGUGUGACUGCAGUGCAGGACCGGGAAGUGGAAAACCGUUGCACAAUUUUCCCCGUGACUCAAAAAGGCAGAAAGUAUUGAAGCAGAAGGCCAAGAGACAAAACUGGACGACUAAUAAUUACUCAAUAUUGUGUGAGGCGCUCUGAGUGAACCCUUUUGCAAAGACGGGGAUACUCCAGUGAACAUCUCGUACAACAACGAGACAGAUGGAUUUAGUGUCUACAUAUCCACGUGUGAACUGAAAGUCACUAACAACCUGCAAAAUUUCACCUGCCGUUGGAUGGGGAGGCCAUGUUAUGCCCAGUGUUCCGGUGGGAAUGCGUCUCUGGUGAACCUGACUGACCCCAACUAUGUGUGUCAUCAUAACAAAUGCGCAAGCUUCUACUUACAUGGCUCAAACCUGUCCUGUUUCACCAUCAUGUGCACCGAAGAGAACAUUAUUGCAUUUCUACAUGAAAAUGACAAUCAAAAUGCAACAGUUGAAGACCUGAAAAGAACUCUGAAUGUAAAAAGGAUUUGCUCCAAUAACUUUGAUGAGAUGAAGUUAGUGGACUUCUACACUGGUGUGGAAAACCACAUCAUUCAUAAUGUCAUCAGGGACACGUUGAUAACUACUUCUCCCGUGGAGCACGACUUGGUGGAUAUAGUCAUGACCAUUACUAGAGUGAACGGCAGCACACAAGACAACUUCAUCAAUGCAACAUCUCAAAUGGUGGUCCCAGGUCACAACCCUGUGGAGACGUUGAUUCCUCUGGAAGCCUUUCAGAACACCUCUGAGGACAGACAGAAAGCUGCAGUGGUGCACUAUGCAUCUCCACAGCAGUUCACGGUUAGUCAGGAUGUUGACUUGGUGUCCAGCGUGGUUCGAGUGGAACUGCUGGACAAGCCUCCCACACCACUGAAGACCCUGCUAAGCAUGACCUUCACUGUGGAUGUAUGUGACUGGGUGGAACCAAACAAUUACUCUAAAGAAUUAAAUACAACAUAUAAUUUAUCCUGUCAGUAUUAUGAUGAGCUUACUCGUCAAACUGGCUUGCGGUGGAGCAGUCGUGGUUGUGAGAUGAAGAUUCUAAACAGUGAGAAUCACAGCAGUCUGCUGGUGCAGUGCCAGUGUGAUCACAUGACUCCCUUCGCCGUGCUCCUGAUCCCAGGCCUGGAGGAGCAUUUGGGAGAGCACUGGAGCAUCCUCUCCUACCUCAGCUACAUCGGCUGUGGCCUCUCGGCUUUCUUCUGCUCCAUCUCCAUCUUCACCUACUUCAUCCUCAGGAAGUCCUGGAAGGACACUUCUUCUGAGAUACACAUCUCUCUGAGUGGAGCCCUGCUCCUGCUGAACUUCACCUUCCUGAUGAACCAAUGGGCAGCCCACCAGAACCCCGUGGCUGUGUGUGUGUGUGUGGCCGUGGUCAUCGAGUACGCUCUGCUCUGCUCCUUCACCUGGAUGGCCAUCGAGGCGUUACACCUCUACCUGAUGCUGAUCCGCGUCUUCAACGUGUACUACGCACGCUACAUGCUCAAACUCUCUCUCAUUGGCUGGGGUGUCCCUGCUGUGGUGGUCGGCCUGUCCAUGGUGGUGAAACUGGACGAUGGUUCUAUUGCCUAUGGUCUUGUGGGCACCGAGGACUCUACCAAUAAAUACUGUUGGAUCAGAAGUAAGGUGUUUGCGUAUACGCUGAACCUGACGUUCUUCAGCCUGGUGUUCCUGAUGAACACUGGUGUGCUGGUGAUAGUGAGUUGGCGUAUCCUGCGUCUCCAGCGCGGGGGUGGUGUGGCGGGCGCCGGGGCAGGAGCGGGCACAGGGCUGUCCUGCGGGAGUGUGCUCAUCGUGCUGGGUCUGACCUGCCUGCUGGGCUCCAGUUGGGGACUGGCCUUCCUCUCCUACGGACACACCAACCUGGUCGCCCUCUACCUCUUCUGCAUCCUCAACUCACUGCAGGGCUUGUUCUUGUUCCUGUGGGUGUAUGGGACGGGGAGGAAGAGGAGGCGUGAGCAGCAGGGGGCCUCCAGCUCCAGCUCCUCCAACAAGACCCAGGAGCAGCUCUACCCUGGAGCACAGCACCACUCCUAACACACACACACACACACACACACACACACACACAAGACCCAGGAGCAGCUCUACCCUGGAGCACAGCACCACUCCUAACACACACACACACACACACACACACACACACACACACACAGACCCAGGAGCAGCUCUACCCUGGAGCACAGCACCACUGCUAACACACACACACGACCCAGGAGCAGCUCUACCCUGGAGCACAGCACCACUCCUAACACACACACACACACAAGACCCAGGAGCAGCUCUACCCUGGAGCACAGCACCACUCCUAACACACACACACACACACAAGACCCAGGAGCAGCUCUACCCUGGAGCACAGCACCACUCCUAACACACACACACACACA
Alosa alosa (allis shad) is the source of this 2420-nucleotide messenger RNA. RefSeq names its product adhesion G-protein coupled receptor G2. The record is from RefSeq and is a predicted model, not a curated record. Lineage: Eukaryota; Metazoa; Chordata; Actinopteri; Clupeiformes; Clupeidae. Gene Ontology annotation, biological process: adenylate cyclase-activating G protein-coupled receptor signaling pathway; cell surface receptor signaling pathway. Gene Ontology annotation, molecular function: G protein-coupled receptor activity. The transcript is spliced from 14 exons. The coding region runs from base 283 to 2067 and encodes 594 amino acids. Gene Ontology annotation, cellular component: membrane.